This is a messenger RNA of Anoplophora glabripennis (Asian longhorned beetle), 3293 nucleotides long. RefSeq lists its product as uncharacterized. Bases 65 to 412 code for a protein of 115 amino acids. The transcript is spliced from 3 exons. Lineage: Eukaryota; Metazoa; Arthropoda; Insecta; Coleoptera; Cerambycidae. The record is from RefSeq and is a predicted model, not a curated record.
UUUCAAAACAAAAACAAUGACGUGCGUGUGAAAAUAUUUGAAUCCAGUCGACUUACUUGCGAAUAUGAGAAGUAUCGCAUGGAGUGCGGCUAUUAUUUACCUGCAAGUAUGGUCAAUGCUUUUAUUCCGCAGAUUUGCGGCAGCCCAGAAAGUUACGUACACGUUCCCCGAGUUUCCUUACAAAGAGACCAACAAAAACGAGGUGAUGUUCAGGGAGGUGGAGGCUGCGUGUGAAAGGGGUUGCUUGGGGAGGCACGGCGUGUCGAAAGUAUUGUGCAUUAGACAGUGCGUUUCCCCGUCCUGUUACAGGGAUUUGUAUCAGUCAGACUUGCUGGAAGAGGGAGAGGUGGAUGUAAGACUCAACUCUUUCAAAGGAUGUUUUAUUCAACGAUACAAUAAAUCUCGUCCAUGACCUGGCUAACACCAAUAGAAUAAUUAAUAACAAUACGACACUUAGGAUUCUCUGUAAAUCGCAAUGUAAAGAUGAUUAUAACGAGCUCUUCUUUAUACAUUGUGUUAUAAAUCAACAAUAAAUAUAGGAAAUGUUCGGUUUUUUUUUCUUCAAACAUAUAAAUAGAAGUCGAAAUACAAAUAUUAGUUAAAACUGACCAUAUUUGACACUUACAAGACAGAAUUGAUAUAAAAGUGUUAACAUUUAAAGUACCGUGAUUUUUCGAGUUGUAUGUUGUGGUCUAUAUAUCUGACCACCACCACACAUUGCACAUUCUUAACCUCACCUAGGAAUCUUUGACCUAUCCUUGCUGUUCUCGGACUAAGUUCUGUGAGGGCAGACCUGCUCUCAGAACCCCUAGGCCUGCCCUGAUUUCAGUUCUUGUUUGUUCUAAGGCCGCUACACACGGUACCGUUUCUCAGACAAUGGCGGUCCUCCGAGACUUUCCGUAGCGACCUCUGUAACUAGUCGCAUCCACUGUGUCCAAUCAACGAAGAUAGUUUAUGUAGUGUUGUAGUAACCGUUCCUUCGAUGUUAUGUUUAUUCACUUACGACUGAUUUUGGGUACCACAAAAUUUUAGACGAGGUUGCAACUGCGAUUAAAACACUUUUUUCUUCAUUUCCCAAUUCCGUUUCACUUAUAGAAAUAAUGUGAGGAUAAAAAUAAAUGUGACACUCGAAAUCUAUCACAGAUAUUCGAGAUAAUGUGAAUAAUAUAAGAAUAUAGAAGAAAAAAAUGUUUUAAAACCGCAGUAGCUAUUAUGAGUGAAGCCACCGUAAACUAGACGAAUUAAACCAUCUUUAUCUGAGGAUAAAAAUAAAUCAACAAUCGCAAUUGCACAGAAUGAAAACCGAAAACCUAGAGGUUUUGAUAGUGAGUCUGCCCCAACAGAGCCUAGCCCGAGAACAAAAGGGCAGAUCAAAAAUUCCUAGGUGCGGCUGAAGAAGUGCAGUGUAAGUCAGUAACAGGUGGCGACCAGGUACACAGGCCACGGCACAACAACCCGAAAGUCCAUGGUUACCGUUAAUAUUGAUAUACAUCUUUGGAAUAGUUUUAGGUUUAAAUGAAAUGCAUCUCAUUUAGUUUGAAUCAGACGUAAUACUGUACACAAACGGAAACAAGGUGGCACUAAAUUUUUCCACAAAGGAGACAAUCAUUUUGAAGUUUAGCGUCAACUUGUUCUUAUUUUUUUCAUAUUUGUAUUUUUAAAAAAUUCGAGAUUACAAAACUCAGAUAAUACCAUUUACAAUGGAUCUUGAAAAAAAAUAUUACAGGCAGCUUUAGAGGUAUUACAAAUGACACUGAAUUCUGACAUGGAUAAAAAAACAUUGACGAUAAUAUUCCUAAAUUUUGAAGUCUAUUUUCUCUUUUUCAUUGUAAAUACUUGCAAAAACAAAAGAUUCGUAAAAGCUUUUAAAUACAGUAGUAGUUUGUGAAAUACAUUUUACCUGAAUAACAGUAAAUAUGGUAAAAAGCAGAUAAACUGGUAUAUUUUUUUCUAUACAGGGCCUCCGGACACGGAUGGGCCAUACUUCAAAAGUAGCUUCCUUGAUUUAGAUUAUCACCUUACUACAAUUUUGCUUUCAGCAAAGUAUUUAUAAGACAAAUUAUUUUAACUGUUCACUAUUGCGAGAGAUAAUUUAAUCUUAAAAAGUGUAGUAAUUUUUUAAAACUGAAAUAAAAAAUUGGUUUCAAAAGCACUUAAGUUUUUAAGCAAAAUAAUACGAUCUAGUUUGGUUUGGUUUCAUAACCUUGAAACAUGGCCCAUUUGCUUCCGCACACCCUGUAUAUUUCGGUCGAAAUCUUUUCCCGUAUAAUAAAGACUAUUCACUAUUCACUAAAUUCAAAACCAGCAUUUCUAAGGUAAAAUAAAAAAUAAUCUUGCAUUUCGGCAAAUCAACUAGUUUUUUUUUUAUUAAAAGACAACAUUUUUGGAAAGGAAUUCGGCCUUUCAGGUUAGUAAUAAAUGCAUUUUAAAAAUAUUCCUCACAAAUCUCACAAUCAAAGCAUGAUACUGGCACUGGAUGUCCUUGUUUUAAAAACAAAGAACUGUGAAUUUUCACUAAGUGACACCUCUUCAGCUGUCAACUAUCAACAACUUGUGAAAACAUAUUUAAAAAUAAGCAAAUCAGUAAAAUAUAAAAAUAUACUCCAUAUUUCCACAAAUAAAAACAAAAAGAUAUACAUGGUACUUUAGAAUUAAUUGGAUAAACUUAAAAUUUCAGUCCGGGUGGUCAAAAUUAGAAAAAACAGCCCUUUGAAGGAAUUUCCAUGUUUUUGAUAUACAGGGUGUUGAAAUUUGAAACAAAUUUAUAUUUUUCUGAUACCACCACUGGUGGACAUAUUUAUAUACAAAUUCUGCGGAUUCUCUCAUCUAUUUAGAUAAAUUGUUAGUUCAAGUUUCAUCACUUUAUUAGUUCAAACGUCUGCAGACAUAUUUUAAAAAAUAUGAAUUUUUUUCAAACGACACCCUCUAUCCUGAGAACAAAAUGCUUCCGGGCACUCGUACAUGUAAUUUUUUUGCCACAUUUUCCCUGAAAUCAAAUUCAAACUUUGACCAAUCAGCCCUGAACGGCGAUGAACAUUUUGACAAAGAUAAAAUUAUAUUUUGGCGUAAAUAUAUAAACUUUUUAACACGUAGAAAAAAUAAAAACAUGAUUACGAAAAAUCUGAUUAACACAGUAAAUAUAUCACAAUAAAAUAAUAUACAAACCAUUUUCCAUAUAACAACGCAUAUAUUGCUUUCUCUUAUUUAUAGCAGCUAUCCAAUCAACACGGCUCAGUACAAAUGUAAAUGUAUAUCGGACAACCAAUUGUAUGUACAUCAAACGAGCCUCGGAA